Molecule: messenger RNA, 9196 nt
Organism: Mercenaria mercenaria
Lineage: Eukaryota; Metazoa; Mollusca; Bivalvia; Venerida; Veneridae
Exons: 10
Coding region: 230-2464 (744 amino acids)
Biological process (GO): regulation of DNA-templated transcription
Molecular function (GO): RNA polymerase II cis-regulatory region sequence-specific DNA binding; DNA-binding transcription factor activity, RNA polymerase II-specific
Source: RefSeq, a predicted model, not a curated record
AAAAAAUAUCAGUUUUAUUUAGUUCUAAAGAUGCUCUCCCUGAUUAUAAAUGCAUAAAAAAUAGAAUACAAUUAGAAAUUGAAUACCAAAUGUUUUCAAGAAUCUCCAGGAAACAGAAACAGAAAUUAAUGCAUUAUUUAUAAUUCAUUGCGUACGCAUGCCGGAUGUUUAAGAAUGCGGUGACUCCAAUGGCCGAAAUAGGCAUUAGCAGACGAGCUCCGAUGUAAAAAUGCCAAAUAAGUCACAAGUCCGAGAAGAAGAAGAAUCUGGACUGAAGAGAAGUGCUAGGUUACGUUCCAAAAAAGUUGAUUCAGAAAGUCAGAAUGACCAGGGAGCAAUUGGGAUGUCCCUGGAUGUGCUGGCACAUGUGGCAUCAGAGACUCUCAAGAAGGAACCAAACAGUUCAAAAAAGAAUGAAAAAAAUUCUCUUAAAAGGUUAUCCAUGAGGACAAUAGGUUCUGUGGAAGUUUUGUCACUGGAACAGAUACUUGGAUUGACAGAGAAAACUGUGCUGAAUUUGUUUACAGAGUCAUCAGCAAAUGAGUUAGCAAAGACGUUUACGUUCACCUGCCAACUUAUCCCAAAAAUAUGUCACAAGCAAUUUACAAGUUUUGGUAGUGAAAUGCGGGCUAGAACAGAAAUGAAAAAACAUGUAUAUGAACAUCUCAGUGAACUAGAGAAAGAUCCUGAGAGCCGGAGCAAGUUCACAGCUGAGCCAGUGCAUGUAAGGAACAAGAGACUUCUCUCUUACAACACAGCCAAGAAAACUCCAACUAAAAAGACAACAAAGUUACCUGCACCAAAAGUUGACUUGAUCAGAACAAAAAUUAUAGCAGAUAGUGUCUAUAUAUCUGAUCCAUGUUUACAAAGAAAACAGAAACUUGUAGGUUUUAUACCUGAUCCAGAUAAGCUUGAAAGUAUGGCAGUUUCAAAAGACAUUUUCCAAGAAGAUUUUCAAGGUGCUGAUAAGAAGUGUUCAGAAGAAAAUGAGCGUAAAAUUGAAGAAAAUGAACAGUUUAUCAUUGAACUUCUAAGUAAAACACAGCCACACCAUGACCAUGGUUACACAACCAUAUUUGGGAAAAGGAAAAAUUCUGAACAUGUGGACCAGUUGUUAGCCAAAGUAGAUAGUGAACCAGACUAUCCAGAUACCGGUACAUCAUGGAAGGAAGAUCUGAACCUCAAAGGAAUGAAAAAAGUCAUAUUUAUUGAACCAGCUGAUUCAAAACGAGGGGAGAAAAAGAGACCAGCACCAAUUUUGUUUCUUCGUCAUAGGUCUCCAGAUGAGAAUGUGCCUAUGGUGAGCGCAGAGGAAAUCAUUGAAGAGAAAACAGAUGGUGAGGAGGAGGAAGCAGAGACAGAAGAUGAAUAUGAGGAGAUGUCCCAAAAUGAAGAUGCUUCAGAAACUGCCCCACUUAGUAGUGGGGAAAAGCCGUACCCUCCAAUGCCAAAGAGCAUCUUAGCAAGGAAAGGCCGUCUUGGAUUUGAUAUACAGGAUUUGUCACCAGAGGCAAGUGAUGAUGAAGAUUUCAUAAAGACAAGAAAGAAAACAAAUCCACUGGGCCGAGAGGGUAGAGAAGGAAAUCUGGGCUGGGAACCAAAGUUGGCUUUGAAGUUUAUCAAAGAACUGAAGGCACGGAAGAAAGAUGAGAAUAUUCCCCUAAAAUGUAAGAUUUGCAAAGACAAGACUUUUACAGCUACAGCAACCCUCAUGUAUCACUACAGGAGUCAUGCAGGGAUCAAGCCAUUUGUGUGCCUCAUUUGUAACACAACAUUUACACGUCAACACAGCCUUAACUAUCACAUGUUGAUACACAACAAUCAGAGCAGAUUUACCUGCAAGGAUUGUGGUAGAAAAUUUAGACAUCCUAGUCACUUUAAGGAACAUUUGAGAAGACAUACUGGAGAGACUCCAUUUGAGUGUCUUGAUUGUGGUCAGAAGUUUAAAACCCGCAACACAUACAAGCGCCAUCUCAAAACCCGCCAUGGCAAGCUCCUUACAGCUACAGGGAUACACUUGCUUUCCCAGGAAGAGUUUGCAAAGGUUCGAACCAAGAGGUACCACAUUCCAAAACUUCUACCAGAUAUUGGGUAUAAAAUGCCGGAAUUGACUUUCACUAAACUUAAGAGAAAGCAGACUGGAGAACUGGAAAAGGUUGAAGAAGAAAAAUUGACAAGAUCUGAAAUUGUAGAUGACAGUAUGAUUUUCGAAGAACUCAAAGCAGAUAUUAAGAAGGAGGCAGAAUCUGGAAACGAGUCAGAUCCAGAGCUUGUAGAUAUAUUGGAAGUAUUGUCUCAAACAGCUACAGGUGAUAAUAAUAAAGGAAUACAAACAGAGAAAGAUAUUAAGCAGGAACCAUUGAGUGACAGUGAUAAAACAAGCAAACCAUGCACAACAGUUAUUUAUGUUAAUAAUGUUGGAGGCAGCAUAACUCAUACAGCAGGUCUGGUGAAUAUUAAGUGAAAUUUCUCUUAAUCAAAUUCCUUUUAUUUUAAAUGAAUGAAAUAAUGUAAUAACUUUUGUGAUUUUAAACACAUGUUAUUGAGUUGCAUCCGUUUGAUGUUAGAAAUGUUGUUUUAAUUGCUAAUGAUUUUUUCCUUUGGACAUAAUUUUGUGAAAACUUAGCUUCAUAGAUUGUGUAUAUAAUUUACAUUUUCAUGAUAGAAUUUGGUACAUUUUUUCAUUAAGAGGAAAUGAAUCUGUAUACUUGAUGAAGCUUUACAUUAUCAAAAGAUGCAGUGUAAGCACAAGAUGCUCUAUUGUGAUCUCUCCUUGUCUGUUUUAUGUUCGUUCAUACACAUGUUUUGUAGUUAAUGUCAUUAUUCAGUGCAUUUUUCUUUUCAAUAGAAGUGCAUGCCCCUUCAAAAUCCAGAAUUGAAUCUUUAAGAAAAAAAGAGAGAGAAAAGUGGCAGAAAACUACUUAAUGUCAUGCAGAUUUGACUACUUAUCAAGGCAUUAAAUGUUUAAGUAAACUUGAUAUUGAAUAAUAAAUUAUUGAAUAAUUUUUAAUUGCAUCAAGUGACAUAGAGAUGGUGUACCCUAUCAGGGUCGGUACCAACACAGAUGCAAUUUAUAUAGGUAACAUUAAUAAAGAAGGGCGCUUGUAGUUCUUUCUGGUUUCAAAUUGAGAAAAAAUGUCAAGAAACAAGAUAAUAUGAGACAAAAUACUUUCAACAGUUUAUCAGCAACAACAGAAUUAAUCUGAGUUUGGUAUUCUUCAUCAUUAGUCUAGAGAUUUUGAAAUAACUUCGCAAAAAUAUUCACCAUAGCAUCACUGGUGGCUGACGAUGUCAAACCGCGAGCCGUUUCAUUACGAAGACAGGUAAUGGUUUCGUUGUGAGUAUUUGUUUACAUCUAGCGUGGCAUGCAUAUGCGGUUUACAAAUUUUAAUAUAUUUUUCUUUUUUUCGGUGUGGAUCUUUGGAUAGUUACAGAGAAAUGGUGAGUUAAUGUGUAUGUUAUGUUUGUGUAUGCGUAUAUGCGACAUUUUGUUUUUUCUUAAAUAUUUUUGUGUUUAUUAGUGUUCAAUUACUAUGUGUUACAUAAAAAUCCUUGUUUAUUUGCAAAACGGUAUAAAAGUAAGAUAAAAUAAUCAAAGAAAGAGUCACUUGUCGAGAUAUCAGUGAAUAUUUGUUCCUGCUACAAUAAGAUGUCUCUGUUAUUAUGAAAACAUUAUUAAAAUCGGCAAUAUACAUCAUUUUUUGUGUCUGUGUUUCGCACAGUGUGUGUCUAGGUUUUCAUACGAAGUACAACAAAAUAGUAUGUGUUUCGUUACAAAGUCGAUUUUCUAUUUUUUUCAGAAUCUUAUGUGCAGCUAUUGUGACUCUACAUUUGAGAACAUAAAAGACACAGUGUGUCAUUGUGUUGAGGAUCAGUCACCCAUCUGAAAACAAAGAAAAUGCAGAUUGUCUACAGCCAAACUCAGUGAUGAUAUACGAGUUUAUAAGGCCGAAGCAUCAAAUCGAAGUUGAAAUAAAUCAAUUAAAUAAUAAAAGCCCUUUACAUCAAAAGAGGUAUGCUUAGAAAAGGCUAAUCUGAGAAAUAGCAUUUUAAUAUCAGGUGAAUAUAUCAAUAAGCAAGAAAAUGCAAAAUAGCUAUGAAUCUUUGAAAAUACAAAUUAAAAGUCCUUACAAUGACUAAAUCAUGCACACAAGUAUCGCACACAAAGACCUGUAUAAGAUCAUGAAUUAGCAAUAUAGAACGAUUUAGACAAACAUGAUUUCGGAUAAAAAAUAGAGUGGCAUAUCAACAAGAUUUAAAUACAUGAAAUGGAUGAAGUAACUACAUAUUUGUAUUUAAAUCAGUGCAAAAAGUAACCAAGACGAAUGCUUUUAAGUGAAACUUAAACAGACGAGAAUGAAUCAUCUUUCCCUAAUGUUAAAAACAACAAAAUUAAACAAAUUAUAUUAAAGGUCAGCACACAUGUAUAAUUAUCUAAUGGCUUCAGAAGAAAACCUAGACAUAUUCUGUUGAUGUCUUCAAUAGAAAACACAUACACUUUCAGUUGAAAACCCAUACCUAAUGCAGUGACUUCGAGAGAAAACCCAUACUCAUUUCUUAUAAACAUGACCGAGUAUUAAAGGCAAUUUUUGUAGGAAUAGAGGCAUAAAAUCAAAUGAAAAACAUGUACAGUCGAAAAAUAUGUUGAACUCGUUUUCAAAAGCUGAAAGUUUAAGAACAAUAAUUACAAAUUUUAAUAACGGAUGCUUGUGUUUAUCAUGAAUUUGCUGUAUAAAACCACACAUUCAAAAAGAAACUGUCUGAUUUUAUUCAACACACGAUCAAACAACUGCAAAUUAGUCAUAUGUUUGCUUUGUUAACAAUUGGUAAAGAUUUACAGCUUACGUUUCACACAAAUACUCUUACCUUUAUAUGCACAGUUAUGAAUUCCAGUAACACAGGGGUGUGUGAGGCGUGUAUGUAAACAAAUACUCACAACGAAACCAUUACCCGUCUUCGUAACGAAACGGCUCGCGGUUUGACAUCGUCAGCCACCAGUGAGCAUGAGGACACAUCUGUAGCUUCAAAGUCAACAUCACCCUUUUGGGUCAAAGAUCCAAAGGGUCUAUUUCAUGUCUACUCAGUAAUCUAUCAUCAAUCAAGGGCUUUUGAAACAACAUGAGGUACUGAGGACUUGAGGUACUGGUCAUAUUAUUACCACAUUGGCACAUAAUCCAGUGUAGACAAGUUGGAUCAGUUAAUACAUUAUUAGCUCGACUAUUUUAAGAAUAGUUCGGGCUAUUGUACUCGCCAUGAUGUUGGCGUCACACUUUGUUUAAAGUUUUGAAUGCAAGUAGGUAAAGCUAUCAUUUCAAGGCAUAUAGCUUUGAAACUUAUUUUUCUUUUUCUAAGUCAAUUACCAACAUCACUGGGUCAAGUCCCAUAACUCUGACAUGUUUUUUGGCCAAAGUAUGCCCUCUUUUAGACUUAGAAAAUCCUGCAUGCAUGUUGCUAUCUCCAAAACUAAUGCAGAUAUUGGAUUGAAACUUUUGAGUUAUGAAACUAGGUGGUAGCAUCAAGUGCCGUAACUCUGACAUGCAUUUUAGCUAAAUUAUGUCCCCUUUUGGACUUAGAAAAUCCUGGUUAAAAUCAUGCAAGUAUAGCUGUUAUUUAAAGGCAUAUAGCUUUGAAACUUACUUUUACUUUUUCUAGGUCAAUAACCAACCUCACAGGAUCAAGUCCCAUAACUCUGACAUGUUUUUUUGGCAAAUUAUGGCCCCUUUUGGACUUAGAAAAGUCUGGUUAAAGUUUUGCAUGAAAGUUACCAUCUCAAAACUAGAUACUGGAUUGAAUUUGAAACUCUAUAGAUAUUUUAACAUUUAAGGUAAUAGUUCUGCUUCUGGAACAACAAUUCAAAUAGUCUAGCAUUGUCUUGUUUUACAACCCAGUUGUAAAAUUUCAUUGUUUGAGCAUGUGACUGUCAAACACAUUUCUUGUUAGACUGCUUCAGAAAUGUUAAGCCAAAAAAAGCAAAAUCUUAAGAUGACCUAUCAAGUUCAGUUUAGUGAACCUAAACCAUUCGUAAUUGAUAGCACUGUUAACAAUGGCCAUCUUCACUAAAAUAUUUUGUCUUCAGAUAUUUACUUUAAAUGUAUAAAAUCCUCAUCUAAUGUAUAGUUUAUAUUUACUACAUAUAUUAGUUUAGUUCGCAUAUAGAGCUUCUUUCAGAAAAAGAGCCAGAUUUUUUACUGGUAGUACACAUUUUCUAUACAUGUAUACAGUGUGUACUAUUUUAAACCAAGUACAUAUAGUACUGUUAAUGCACAUAAACUUAUUAAUUUUAUGUAAACAUAAACUAUAUGAAGUAAUUGUUCAUGUUUUAAAUAUGAAAUUUGGAUCUAAUGUAUCUUUAAAAUGUCACUUCUUUUUAAUGAAAUAAUGAGUAAACCUUUAUGCAAAUUCUUGUAAACUGUCAGUAUUUCCACAAGUCUGUUGUUACAGUAGUGAUGUUUUAACCAAAUGCAUUUUAGUUCCUUGAAGAAAGGUAAUAGUGUAGUAAAGAAGUAGGGAAUACCAUGCAGUCAUUAUCCAUUCUUCAGGCUGUAAUGGGUAUUGCUACUAAAUCUUAUCAUAACAUAGUUUAUAAAUGGUUAUUUUAGGUUUUCACUUUCAUGCCUGUUUUGUUUGAUCUUUUGCUGUAAAAGGUCCAUUACUAAGGGAAAGUGAGUUGGCAAUUUUUUUCAUAGCCAGUGCAUAGACUUCUGCAAGACACUAAAUAAUGAAGAUUGGCAGGUCAAAAUUUACAGAAGGUCUUUGGAACUCAAAGAAAUGUAUGUGUAUUAUGUUGAAAUUUCAAUGAAUCGACAGAAUGACCCCCCAGGUCUUUUUAACUUUCUUCAUACUUCAUAGAAAAAUAAUUGUACAUAUACUGCGAUUUAUUUCGAAUUUCUACAUACCAACUUUCAUUUUCCAAUAAAAUGAAAUAGUUUCUGUGCUUUUUAAAAGAAAUUAAAAUGUUCACUUUCCUUAGCAUUGGACCUUUAAAUUGAAGAAAUAAAACAAAUCAAAUAGUGCUAUAAGAAGGUUUUCAAAGGAUUGUUAGAAAGUCUUAUGGUUUUGUUCUAAAUUUUUCUGAUGACAUGGCAGUAUAUGUAGUAAGAUUGAUUCAGAUCCAUUUGUAGUUAAGUGAUCAAGAGGAUGUUUUGAUAUUUGUUUGGAUAUGACUAUACAUGUAUACUGAAUUUGGUGAGCACUAAGACAUACAGAUACACAUUUAUAGAAUAAUUUUAAAACUUAAUUGUUUGGUAGUUCAAAACCAGAACAAUAUUUACACUUAAUUGUUUAGUAGUACAAAAUCAUGUACAUUAACUAGUAUUGAGACAUAAGAUUAUUUUAUAAGAUAAUUUUCAGCAGAUGUUUAUUACUGUUCUUCAUUUUUACAUCACAUGAUCCUGCUAAAAUUGGAUUUUUAUGCCCCCACUUUGGGGGGGGGGCAUAUAGAUUUGCUCUUGUCCGUCCGUCCUUCCGUCCGUCUGUCCGUCCGUCCGUCCAUCCGUCCGUCCGAAAAUGUUGUGUCGCGCGUAGCUCUGAAAGUAUUUGACGUAGAGUCACAAAACUUUACAAGAAUGUUGGUCAGCAUGUGUAGUUGUGCACCUGGGGUUUCGCGUCCGGAUCCAUUCAGUCAUGUAGAAGUUAUGGCCCCUGGCUUUGUAAAAAUUGGUCAUUUUAAUGUUGUGUCGUGCCUAGCUCCAAAAGUAUAUGACCUAGAGUCACAAAACUUUACAGGCAUGUUGGUCAGCAUGUGCAGUUGUGCACCUGGGGUUUCGCGUCUGGAUUCAUCCAGACAUAUAGGAGUUAUGGCCCCUGACUUAGUAAAAAAUUGGUCAUUUUAAUGUUGUGUCACGCAUAGCUCCAAAAGUAUUUGACCUAGAAUCACCAAAGUUUACAGGAAUGUUGGUCAGCAUGUGUAGUUGUGCACCUGGGGUUUCGCGUCCGGAUUCAUUCAGUCAUGUAGAAGUUAUGGCCCCUGACUUUGUAAAAAUUGGUCAUUUUAAUGUUGUGUCGUGCCUAGCUCCAAAAGUAUAUGACCUAGAGUCACAAAACUUUACAGGCAUGUUGGUCAGCAUGUGUAGUUGUGCACCUGGGGUUUCGCGUCCGGAUUCAUCCAGUCAUGUAGGAGUUUUGGCCCCUGACUUCGUAAAAAAUUGGUCAUUUUAAUGUUGUGUCGUGCAUAGCCCCAAAAGUAUUUGACCUAGAAUCACAAUAGUUUACAGGAAUGUUGGUCAGCAUGUGUAGUUGUGCACCUGGGGUUUCGCAUCCGGAUUCAUUCAGUAUUGUAGAAGUUCUGGCCCCUGACUAAUGUCAUGUAGUGGCGGCAUCUGUGUCCCAUGGACACAUUUCUAGUUUUACAUAUGUACAUGAACUCAAAUGUUACAUAAAGUAGUGCAUUUAAUUAUAAAUAUGAAAAUCAGGAAAGAAGAAAGUUUUCUUUUUCUUCUGAAAUUUCAAGUUUGUACUUGUACAGUUAUCUUUAUUGAAAGCUUAUACAACUGUAAAACGAAGUGUCUACUGGUACAGACACCACUAUAGAGGAUUUUCUAGGAGUAUAAAUCUCCUUUCCAGGAAGGAAUUGUUUGAGAAAUCUUUCCUUGAAUCUUCUAAUGUUCACUGAAUCUUCUAAUGUUCACUGAAUUUGCUUCCAUACCUGUGUUUUCAUUUCGAUGUAAAUGAGAUGUGAAACCAAAAUUUGUAGUCCUAUUUGGCGCCAUAUCACAUAUACUGUGUUGGUGCGCCGUAAAACCCAAAUAAAUCACAGAAUUUGUUCUAAACAUAAUUAUCAAGAUAUUUUAGCUAAAAGAAAUGUUACUAAAAAACUGGAAAAAAAAAGGUGCCUGUUUGAGUCUGGCAAAUUUACUUGGUGUUCCUGUAUUCAUUACGUUUAAAAAGAAACUGUUGGCUAUUAAAUGAUUAGUAGAAUAGGGAACCAUUUUGAUUCACGAUUUAAUGAAUAUGGGUUAAGGUUUACAUGUAUUUCAUGUAGAAAAAAACGCACAAUAUCUAGUAAAAAAGGUAGCUCGUUCUGGUAGAAAAUCUUCUAUAGACUUGUGUAGAGGUAUGGAUCCCUACCCCAGAAAUUAAGAUUCUAGAUUAUGGAUUCAAACCCAUAAGUUCCAUUGUAAAAAUGCCCAGUGCAAAUCACUUCAAAAAUGGAUGCAAGAUGCAUAAAAAAUGAAUGAAUAAAUAAAAAUUAAGACUU